Molecule: messenger RNA, 1941 nt
Organism: Lentinula edodes (shiitake mushroom)
Lineage: Eukaryota; Fungi; Basidiomycota; Agaricomycetes; Agaricales; Omphalotaceae
Exons: 2
Coding region: 1-1941 (646 amino acids)
Biological process (GO): endoplasmic reticulum unfolded protein response
Molecular function (GO): protein binding
Source: RefSeq, a predicted model, not a curated record
AUGUCAGAGGAACACCAACCCGCGCUUCCAACGAUGCCGAUACUUGUUGAACUCCCAGCUUAUGGAUAUUCGUUUACUGUCCACCUGCCUUCCGAGCCCACAUCGACAUCGGCCGCAAGCAGUAACACUGUGCUCUCAAUCAAACACGCUAUUUCUCGUACAUGUCCUGGGAAUCCCCAAGUUGAUGGGCAGAGAAUUAUCUGGCGCGGGAGGGUGUUGGGUGAUGCGGAGAAGGUCGGAGAGUUGUGGCCGGUUGUUGAUGGGUAUGGAGGACAAGGGCUAAAGCGAAUCGUACAUCUGAGCGUGCAUCCGUCGGCGUGGACCGGGAAACCGCCUGUCAUCAGUGCUGCUAGGGAGGUGAGGGAGAGCAAAGAGGUUGGGAGUGAGAAGGGUAAAGGGAAGGAGAAGGAGAUAGUGGCGGAAAGAGAUGAUGUUGUGAACAAGCUACGCGCAGCAGCAGCUGUCACCUUUGAAUCUUCGACUACCACAUCCAAGUCGGCGCCGACAGUUACUACGGCUCCUUCUCCUCCUGCAUUACCCGCGUAUUUGAUAUCCACUCACCGUCAAGCGCUGAGCGCGCUCACUGAUCUCGAGGGCUUUACGCCAGAGGCUUUCACAUCGAGUGACAAUGAAAGGGAAAUUGCUAUUCGAUUUGUUAACGCGCAUGGGUAUUCUUGGCCUGCGACUUUAGACGAGGGGUAUCCUAGUACUGAUGUGAAUAGCGAGAAGGGGGUAAGGUAUGUGAAGGAUGUUAUAGACGGUCGUCCAUAUCUCCGUCUACUCAAUCCAACCGAAACACCUACAGCUGCACAAAAACACGCAUUAAAAGUCCUUUCAUUUACUUUUGAAUUGUUGAAGCUGCCGACUCAACCUUCUCGACACACUUCCUCACCUUCAAUUCCCAACACCACUGCACAACCCAACCAACCUGGUGUCCCUGUUCCGGAAACAACCCCCGCAGUACAAGUUCCCGCACACCUCAAUGCGGUUCUGCAACAAAUGGGCUUACCACCGAUUACCGAGAAUUUACCUCCCGGCGUUGUAAAUGUAAUACAACAACCACAGCAGCAGGUGCCUCAGGCUCAAGGAGGCGUUCAAUUUGACCUUAACCAAUUCUUCAAUGCGAACAACCUCAACAACAACGAUAAUAAUAAUAAUAAUAAUCACCAAAUUCAACAAAUCAAUAUACGUCCUAUUUUACUUCCCCUACUCAUGCUCUCCCUUCGGAUGUUUCUUCUCUUGUACUUUGUAGCGCCCGCGAGGAAACCGUUUCUUAUGCUCCUCGUUCUCGCCUGGGUAGGGUGGGAGAUUUGGGGUUGGAUUGCGGCGCUGGGAGUUAGGGUUGAGGUCGAGAUUGAGCGGGGUCGUAUGGAGGGAGGAGGCGCUGGUGAGAGACCACCAGGAGGUGGUGGUGCGCCUCAACCAGCUCCACCCCCUGCGCAACAGAACGUUGCUGCACAAGCACCACCCGCUGUUCCUGCUGCCAACAACCCACCCGCGCCUGCACCUGCACCCGCAGCUCCUCCAACUCUUCUCGAUAACCUAGCUUCGUUCGGUAUCGCCCAAGACCAAGCAGCGUUAGAGUCUACUCUCCCCCUAGAAACCGAUUCCCCAGAACCCGGAUUCGCACGGAAAGCGCUCUUGUUUCUUGUUCUCUUUUUGAUCAGCGUCCACCCAGCAGUGUGGAACCGCCGCAGGGCGUUGUUGAGAGCGAGAGAGGGACAGGUGAGGGUUGAGAUGGGCGUUUUGGCGGAGGGUGUUGGGGAACAAGAAUCUGGCGCUGCAGACGAUGCCUCCGCAUUAGAGACCACGCGCAGGGCACAGCGCCGUGCGGAGAUGUACGUGAAGUAUAUGAGUCGUCCGGCUUGGGUGAGGAGGUAUAUGCAGAGGGUGAUGAAUGCGCAGGCUGGAGAGGGUGCGUGGGUCGACGAGGCAGAUUGA